CCGAGAGCCUCACCCCGGCUCAGUCACCGCAGCCACCGCAGGGAACAUGGAACCCCCAGACGCCCGCGCCGGGCUGCUGUGGCUCGCCCUCCUGCUGGCGGGCCACUCAGGGGCCCAAGCUGAGGUGCACGUGUCUGUACCCCCUCUGGUGGAGGUGAUGCAAGGGGAACUCAUCACCCUGGACUGCACUCCUCGGGAGCACCCUGAGCAUUACGUGCUGGAAUGGUUCCUUGUUGAUGCUUCCGGGUCCCGACACCACCUGGCUUCUGUGGAGCCACAGGGCUCAGAGCUCCUGCGCACAGUCCACAGCUCUCGGGGCCGCAGUCCCCCCUACAAGCUGGACUCCAAGGGGCGCCUGGAGAUAGCAAAUGCCCAGGUGGGCGAUGAGUGGGACUACGUGUGCGUGGUGAAGGCUGGGCCAGCAGGCACCUCAGAGGCCACCUCAAGUGUCCGUGUGUUUAAGACCCCCGAAGCUACGGAUGUGUUUCCCAACAAAGGGACGCUGUCUGUGAUGGAGGAGUUUGCCCAGGAGAUUGCCACCUGCAGCAGCCCCAAUGGAAACCCGGUGCCUCGGAUCACGUGGUACCGGAACGGGCAGCGUCUGGACGUGCCCAUGGAGAUGAACCCAAAGGGCUACAUGACCAGCCGCACCGUCCGGGAGGCCUCGGGCCUGUACUCGCUGACCAGCACCCUCUACCUGAGGGUCUACAAGGAGGAUCGGGAUGCCAACUUCCAGUGCGCCUCUCACUACAAGUUGCCCUCAGGCCAACAUGGCCGCCUGGACAGUCCUAACUUCCAGCUCACUCUGCACUAUCCCACGGAGCAUGUGGAGUUCUGGGUGGGAAGUCCAUCCACCACGGAGGGCUGGGUACGUGAGGGUGACGCUGUCCAGCUGCUCUGCCAGGGUGAUGGCAGCCCAAGCCCAGAGUAUUCCUUUUUCCGCCUGCAGGGCACCCAGGAGGAACAGCUAAAUGUCAACCUCAGGGGGAACUUGACCCUGGAGAAGGUGCAUCGGGACCAGAGUGGCGUCUAUGGCUGCAGAGUGGAGGACUAUGAUGCCGGCGAGGAAGUGCAGCUUGUCAAGAUCCUGGAGCUGCAUGUGGCCUACCUGGACCCCUUGGAGUUGAGUGUGCCUGAGGAGCUCUAUGUGUUCCUGAACAGCAGCCGCACAGUGGUGAACUGCUCAGCCAGAGGUCUGCCUGCCCCUACUGUGCGCUGGACCAAGGAUUCUGUGACCCUGGCAGACGGCCCCGUGCUCUCUCUGAACUCUGUUACCUUUGACUCGGCCGGUACCUACACAUGUGAAGCCUCCUCACCCACCGUGCCCCUCCUGAGCCGGACACAGAGUUUCCAGCUGGUGGUCCAAGGGGCACCAGAGUUAAAACCCAACGAGAUAAAGCCGGUAUCGGGGAGUAGCUGGAUGGAAGGAGAUGAAGUCAUGCUGGUCUGUUCCGCCCGAGGCUACCCAGAGCCCAAACUCACCUGGAGUCAGCGAGGCGAUACUCCAGCAGAGCCGCCCUUUGAGGGCAAAGGCUGGACGAGCAGCUCGCUAAGGGUGAAAGUGACCAGUGCCCUGAGCCAGGAGGGCGUGUCCUGUGAUGCAUCUAACAUCCAUGGCGAGAUAGGCCACGUCUUCCACUUUGGCUCUGUGGCCCCCCAGACUGCGCAGGCGGGCGUGGCUGUCAUGGCUGUAGCCGUCAGCGUGGGUCUUCUGCUUCUCGUGGUGGCUGCUUUCUACUGCAUGAGACGCAAGGGGCGCCCCGGCUGCUGCCGGCGCUCGGAGAAGGCGGCCCCGCCCUCCAGGGAACCAGAGAUGAGCCACUCUGGCUCGGAUCGCCCAGAGCAGACGGGCCUUCUCAUGGGUGGGCCCUCCGGAGGAGGCAGAGGUGGCAGCGGAGGUUUUGGAGAUGAGUGUUGAGGCCAAGGACCUCGUAGAGGCGGUCUCUGGAUCUGGAACUGUGGGCAUCAUCGGAGGACCGGUUCUGCGCACGCCUCCGCCUCCUUCCUCGGCCCUCCCUUCCUUCCUCUGCCUGCUGGGCAGGGACCCACAGUGGCCGGCAGCCUCAGGGAGGGAAAGAGGGAGGGUGGGGGGGUUGGGAGGGGGCCUUCCUCCAGGGAAUGUAACUCUCCCAGGCCCCAGAAUAGCUCCUGGACCCAAGCCCAGGGCCCGGCCUGGGACACGGCGCUGAGGGUCGGCAGACCGGGGCUAUUUUUACCUCCUGUCUCCCUUGCUUGGGCACUGCCCCCCCACCUGAUACCCCGCUGUGUAGUCUGACACUGGAGUCCCCAACCCACCCCAUCCCUGCCCUCGCCCCCAGCCCAUCAUCUGUGGACACUGGAUUCUGAAAUAAAUGCUGCCUGUCACGUGGA
This is a messenger RNA of Peromyscus eremicus (cactus mouse), 2370 nucleotides long. RefSeq names its product basal cell adhesion molecule (Lutheran blood group) (gene Bcam). The transcript has 15 exons. The record is from RefSeq and is a predicted model, not a curated record. NCBI's taxonomy places the organism in Eukaryota, Metazoa, Chordata, Mammalia, Rodentia, Cricetidae. Bases 47 to 1918 code for a protein of 623 amino acids. Gene Ontology annotation, cellular component: plasma membrane.